Messenger RNA from Centruroides sculpturatus (bark scorpion), 1152 nucleotides. It is a transcript of the gene JMJD4, whose product is annotated as jmjC domain-containing protein 4-like. The record is from RefSeq and is a predicted model, not a curated record. Gene Ontology annotation, biological process: positive regulation of translational termination; negative regulation of gene expression; protein hydroxylation. Gene Ontology annotation, molecular function: histone H4R3 demethylase activity; sequence-specific DNA binding. Gene Ontology annotation, cellular component: nucleus; cytoplasm. Lineage: Eukaryota; Metazoa; Arthropoda; Arachnida; Scorpiones; Buthidae. The transcript has 5 exons. The coding region runs from base 20 to 1087 and encodes 355 amino acids.
GGCUAAUGUUGCGUGUGAGAUGAAUUUUACUCCGGAAAUAAGCUACAGUUCUGUUAAGCAAUGUUUGAAUUGCAAUAAUUUAAAAGAAAUUACAGAAAUUGAAAUUAUAGACAAUGAAAUUACUUAUGAGGAAUUUUUUUUGAAAUUUAUGUGUGCUAAUAGACCUUGUAAAUUUUCAUCGAAAUUUACAGAUAAUUGGAAAAGUAGAAAAUUAUGGAUUAAUAAUGAUGAUAAACCAAACUUCGAUUACUUACAAAGGGAAUUCGGUGAUUCUCUAGCACCAGUAGCAGAUUGCAAUAUUAAAUUAUAUAACAGUCAUUGUAAAGAAGAUAUGUCUGUUAAGAAUUAUAUUUCUUACUGGAAGAGAAGAUAUUAUAGCAAAGGAGAUUCACCUUGUUUAUAUCUUAAAGAUUGGCAUUUUGUCAGGACUCCUUUCCAUGCUGAUGUAUUUGGUUCUUAUAGUUGGUCAGCAAAUAUUUGUGGUAGAAAAAAGUGGUUACUUGUUCCUCCAGAGAAAGAAAAAAUUUUCUCUGAUUCUACUGGUAAAUUAUUGUUUGACAUUAAAUUAGAUUCUUUAAAUAAAUUAGAUGUUUUAGAGGUAAUCCAAGAACCAGGUGAAAUUAUAUUUGUCCCAAGUGGUUGGCAUCAUCAAGUUUGGAAUUUGGCUGAUACAAUUUCAAUCAAUCAUAAUUGGUUUAAUGGUUGUAAUAUAAAUUAUAUUUGUAAACAAUUACAUUUUGCUCUCAAAGAAGUUCAGAAAGAAAUAGCAGAUUGUAAGGAUAUGGAUUACUGGGAUUUGCAAUGUCAGAUUAUUCUGAAGACUCAUCAUGGAAUGGAUUUGAAAGAAUUUUGUCAGUUAUUGCAAUAUAUUGGAAAUCGAUCUAUAACAAAUCUAUCAAGAAACAAAUCAAACUCUGAUGUUAUUUGGCAUAAUGUUUUUGAUCUUCUAAAAGUACAAGAAGCAUUGCAAUAUAUAUUGAAUGAAAAUUUACUUAAUUUUGAUUUAAAAUAUGAAGAAGAUAUUAUAUUAUUAAACAAAUUAUAUGAACAUGCUUUAGUGCCUUAUAAUUUACUUGAAACAGUUUAAAUUAAUUUUAAAAUUUUAAAUGAUGUAUAUACAGUUGAGUUGAUAUAUAUAUAUAUAUUAAUAAG